This is a messenger RNA of Trichomonas vaginalis G3, 279 nucleotides long. Its product is annotated as high mobility group box domain domain-containing protein. The transcript has a single exon. The record is from RefSeq and is a predicted model, not a curated record. Gene Ontology annotation, molecular function: DNA binding, bending. Lineage: Eukaryota; Parabasalia; Trichomonadida; Trichomonadidae. The coding region runs from base 1 to 279 and encodes 92 amino acids.
AUGACUUUAGCCGUAAGACAAUCAGCUUAUAAUGUGUUUUGCUCAGAAAAGCGUGCAGAAUUGCACGUUCAAUAUCCUCAGAAGAACUUUGGCGAGCUUGCAAAAAUUAUUGGUAAGCUUUGGAAGAAACUCACACCAGAAGAGAAACAACAAUACGAAGCUAAAGCAGCAGUUGUAAAAGAGGAAUUAAAGAUUGCACGUCAGCAAGAAGAGGAAGAAAAAAAGAACAAAAUUGAUGAAAAACCAGAUGAUUAUAUUUCUGAUACAUAUAGUGACUAA